AUGUCGUCAAUCUUCAAAUUCGCUGCAGUCUUGUGUACCCUGGGUUUUCAGUUGCCCGAAGUCUUUGCGGCUCGUCAACCUUACGAUGUGAGGAAGAUUAUCGACGCUUUUCGUCACCCACAAGACGAUCUCACCAUUCUCUGCGCUCAUAGAGGCUUGAAAUGGAACGGCACUACUGAAAAUUCUCGUGAUGCUUACUUCCGAGCCACGGAAGCCGGGUUAGAAUGCAUCGAGACGGAUAUUCACCUCUCACUAGAUGGCCACCUACCCAUGAUCCACGAUGGCGGACUUGGACGUACGACAGACAUUGGUGAGCAGACGGGACAGCCCGCAUAUAAUCCUUUCACUGGUCAGGGGUACAACCCGCUUGUCAGCGAGCACAACUUUACGGGCUUCAUCGAGAACCUUCACCUCCGGGACGAGCAGGGCAGAGUCCACGUAGAGACAGUCCCUACGCUGCCUGAGAUGGUCCAAAGCAUCUACGAAACUGGAGCCAACGUCGUGCUGCAGCUGGACUUCAAGGAGCAAGCUGCAGUCGAGCCUGCCUACUGGGCCUUGAAGAACCUCACAAACCGUGCCGGGGUGCCUGCAAACGAGUGGUGCAUCUACAAGUUGCAAGCAAAGUGGUGGAAGAACCCUGCGGAGUUUGAGGCGUUGGAAUGGGUCCAGGAUGCGUUUGCUUCUGGCAUUCAGCUUGCUUAUAUCCCCGUCUACAACCCUGAAGAUGAAGCCUCAUGGGAUACUCUUACCUCACUAAAGGAGUUUGCCUCAACGAACUACACGAUCAGUGCCGAGAUUGAGGUGUAUUCGACCGGUGCUCCUUUACAACCCCUUCAGGACUACAUUGUCCACAAUGGAACUGAACAAGAUACCUUCAGAACGUCUGGGAUUUUUUACGCCGCUGGAGACCUGGUUGAUUUCAUUACCUCGGACCUUACGCGAUUCGACACGGCGAAUUACACUAUCCCGGUCGAUAUUCACACCAACAACUCGGUAUUUGUCUUCCAGGAGAACAAGGCCCCAGCACUUCUCGACUCACUUGUGGGAAAUAAGUCGCUCGAUGGACAUGACUACCGAUCCGACUUCGACUGGAUUAUCAAGCAAGGCUUCCAGUGGGUCAUUACUGACACUGCCGAUGUCUGGGAUGCCGAACUGCACGCUCAGGGAAAGCGCAACACAAGCUACUUGUUGAAUGGCAGUGAAAAUAACACGACGAACGGAUGGUAUCCUUGUGAUCGGAAGCAGCCACGCUGCUCCCGGUGCGAGCGCCGAAGCUGGCCAUGUCGCUAUUCCCCCGUGUCGAAGACUGGACGGCCUCUGCCCGAUAAGCCCCAGCAUGGCCAAGAACCUUUCUUGCAUACACCCGGACAUGUCUCCGAAGAGACGGUAUCGGAUGACCCAGUUGUCGCGUCGACGAAUACAUUCAACCCAGAGCAACUUGACCGUCCACAAGUAACCGGCAUGUUUGACAAUGUCGUCUCUACCGAUGAUAUCCAAGAUUUCGGGUGGACAGCUGAGUUGAAUGAUCACACUCUUUGGAACGGUGAGGCCUUCUCGAAUUUCACGAAUGUCCCCGCCGCAGGACCGGAUAUCAAUAUCAAUCCAGAUCUGGUGACCGAUCUCAUCGCCGACAUCAACACCGAAAUAUCCAGGAGGGCAAAUUUUGAGCCCUCCAUGCUUGUGGACAAUAGCCUUAUGCUCCGACCGCGAAAAUGGCGAAGCAUAGAGUCUUCUAUGACAUCCAGAAUGAUGCUAGGAGAUAUUCUAACAUAUCCGGAAAUGCUGCUCAACAACCUGAAACUACCCCCAUUCAUCAGUCCGCCAUGCUGCGGCGACGAGUUGAAGUGCCAAGAGGCCGGAACUCACCAAUGCCUUCCGCAACCUUUGGUAGCAUGCGCAAGCAUCAUUCGGAUGUGGCAAGCAAACAGCCCCGACAACAGGGCAUUCAUAUGGAGAACCAUUUACAUGGAGCAACAAAAGCUUCUUCACGAAGUAAGUUGUGUUUGGCAAUGCUGCCAUGACUUCUGGCAUCUGCAUGCUCGUCACUCGUCGCUAAUUCCGGUACCUCUGAAGCAUGAGUCUUACGAAAAGGAUACCCUGAUCGCUGCUAUCCAAGCUUCUGUUUUAUACACAAUACUACACAUUGAGGAAGUCGCAUCGAUCCCGAAACAUUAUGUAAGAUCUCUUCUGAUCACUGUCGGUACCAUGACGUUCUCGAUGAUGAACGUCCGAGAUAUGGAUUAUUGUCACCAAACCGACGACGUUCCUACUCGGCAUGAGUGGAUAUGCAACCAAAGCAUGUGGAGAGUGACCUCCUUCUGCUAUGCGCUGAAUGAACUACUCCACAUCGCAAAAAUACCUUCUUCUGGCAAUGGCGGCGGGCCAUGCAGAAGAGUACACCUCCCCAGCACCCGCAGCCUUUGGACGGCCAGGUCAAAUCUUGAGUGGCAGCGCCAGUACGCGAAGCAGCUUUCUAAACGACAACUCCGAGACUGCUACAGGAUCGCGCACCUUCGGGAGUAUGCCAAAUAUCCAGGAGACUCUUCGGCAGGAAGGAGCUGGGCGACUGACCUUGAUGAUUGGUGCCUGGAUCAUGAUGAGUUGGGAACGCUUAUCUGGAUGGCUACAAAGCUAGAUCCCAAGUAA
Molecule: messenger RNA, 2646 nt
Organism: Colletotrichum gloeosporioides
Lineage: Eukaryota; Fungi; Ascomycota; Sordariomycetes; Glomerellales; Glomerellaceae
Exons: 6
Coding region: 1-2646 (881 amino acids)
Biological process (GO): lipid metabolic process; regulation of DNA-templated transcription
Molecular function (GO): zinc ion binding; phosphoric diester hydrolase activity; DNA-binding transcription factor activity, RNA polymerase II-specific
Source: RefSeq, a predicted model, not a curated record